GUGAAAGAUAUGAUUGUAUAAAAUAGCAGAAAAAUAACAGGGCUAUUUUUAUUAUCUAAUUAAAGCUACAAAAAGUUGGUGGGGGGAAUUCAUUACUUGAAAUAAAUUAAAAAUAACAGAAUUUUUGUAUAGUUUAACUUGUAAUGCGCUAAAAUAAAAAAAUAAAUAAAAAUUACAAAACAAAAAAAUCAAAAACUGAAAUGGAAAGUAUCAAAUAAAAUGUACUUAUUAAAUAAUGAAUUAAAUUUUUUUAGCUAUUAGUGAUAGUACACUGAAAGUGCUGCAAACACCUGUAUUAGUUCUAUAAUGUAUAUUAAACAUUAAAUAUUAAAGACAUGAAUUUUUCCCAAAACCUGAUUAGUUUACUCUGUGAAGGAAUCAACAGUGCAAUGGUUGAUUGCUUUUAAAUGGACCAUCUGCUCACGGCAUACGAGCACAAGGGACGUUCUUCCCUCAACCGUCAACUUCUUAAGAGUCAACACUGAAUCCAAUCAAGCUUCACUGCCUCUAGAGCGAAAUUACACCUCACACGCACAACACAUACAAAGAAAUUAAACGAAACAGAACCGAGAUGAGCGAGAAUAGAAAGGCAACUAUCGGGAUUAUCAUUAUUAUCUCUCUUGUUCUUCUGCGUGCUGCAUCGGGUGAGAAGGAGCAGAUGGGCCAGAUGUUUAGCAGAGGACUUCGGCUGAUCGUAGAAGCCCCUCGCGUCCGCGCCGAUCGCCAGGCCGCCCCGAAGGCGCGCAUCCUUCUCCCCGCUGGAGUUCAGAGGCCUUCGGAGAGAGUGACGCUGGCCUGCGUCAUCACCGGCUUACGGUCUAAAGCGGUGAGCAUCGCGUGGAAGGUAAACAGAGCGACGGGCCUGGAAACACACGGCAGCUCUCCGCUAGUGCAGAGGGAGCCCGGAGGCACCUUCUCCGCCGUGGGGCUGUACUCGGUUCUGCCUCAGGAACGGAGCGGUGAGGACACGUACAGGUGUGAGGUCACGUACAGAGCGGCGGCUCACUAUGAUACGGUGGAGUCGUCUCUCUGCACUCCUCCAGAGGGACCCUAACCGUGUGGGGGGGCCUUUUUUAACUGCAUGAGAUCCAUCCGCAUUUCACUCAAAAAUGUAUUAGGCCUCCCUAAUUGUCAUAAUACAGCCAAAAAUCAAAAUCGGUUCGUGUUCUGCUCUCCCUCGAGGCAUUCUAGGCGUGAGGGACUUUCUUCUUGCAGAUGAAUCCAAUAGGAGUUAUCUAAAAAAAACGUUAAAAUCAUACAAUUGUUUUAAAAAUGUUAUUAUUACUGCACUGGAUGUGUGUUUCUGUUGAACAGCCCGAAACGUAUAUAAAAAUGAAGAUAAAAUGUUCUUUGCAUGGCUGUGGGAUGAAUGCUGUAGCGCUUGCUUGCGAUUUUUUGUAGGAAUAAAUCAUUUUAAUUUUUGGGUGAACUAACCCUGUCCUAACGGAAUAGUUUUUAGGUGAAUCGUCGUCAAUUGAGGGCAGCAAAAUAAGAUACUUAUGCAUGCAAUGUUUCGUAUAAAAUCAUAUAAAAGCCACAUUAUUCCUCUUUAAUGCAAAGCAAACAAAAUAUGACUGUUACGAAAAAAAGUAUAAUAAACUAUCUGCGAAUUGUUUCUAAAGGAAUACAGAAUGUUUGUGUCGUCUCAUUAUUUUCGCAAUGCGGAUGCAUUUGUGCAUUCUAAAUAAUGAUUCUAAUUAGACUCUAAUUACUCUAUUU
Molecule: messenger RNA, 1719 nt
Organism: Puntigrus tetrazona (Sumatra barb)
Lineage: Eukaryota; Metazoa; Chordata; Actinopteri; Cypriniformes; Cyprinidae
Exons: 3
Coding region: 572-1054 (160 amino acids)
Source: RefSeq, a predicted model, not a curated record